AAUUGCUAGUUUGCUAGCGUGAAUUUCGAGCCCUGCUACUACAGUAGGCCGGCGUUAGAUUGGUAGACAUAAAUUAAAAUACCUUUGUACAAAUCGAUGAUCCCAUAUUUAUUUACAGGCUAUACACAGACAGCAUUUUAUAAUUAAACAACACAACACAGUGAUAUCAAACCGUCCGUACUGACCGACCGCUACCAAUGCUGAUACUCCAUGAAGAUAGGAAGAAGAACCAUAAAAGGGUCAUUACAAGCAGUAUAUACAUGGCUUACACAAUAAGCAAGUUUACUGGUGGAAUUUUAUCCGACAGAGUUUGUGCAAACAAUAUGUUUUCUUUUGGUCUACUUGGUGUUGGACUGCUUGUGUUGGCGUUUACAUUUUGUACAUUAUGGAAUCUGAUGGCACUUUUGUGGUUCGUUCAGGGACUAUUUCAAGGACUAGGUUGGCCGGCCUGUGGUAAACUACUAAAGAAGUGGUUUCCACCAUCACAUAUUGGUUUAUAUUGGAGCAUAUUAUCAUCGAGUGUAAACAUAGCUAGUGGUAUAGGCCCACUAGUGGCAUCAAUGUUAGCGUCUGUAUAUGGAUGGCGAAUAGCAACACGAACCUCAGCACUAUUAGCAGUUGCUAUGUCAUUUUUGUUAUUCAUCUUCCUGAAGGAAAGCCCAGUUGAUGUAGGCUUAACAGCAUUCUCUCAAGAUGCAAAAAAGAAAGAAAGUGUUCCUGUGAAGAAUAUUGUGCAAACUCCUUUCCUGUGGGUGAUGUUCUCUUACAAUUUGCUGAAUGUUUUCAUGUCUCAUGCAUUCUCAGAUUGGGGCCAACUUUAUCUCAUACAUGAAUUGAACUACCCACCUACUACAGGUGGUGCUGUUGUAAGUACAUUCCAACUUGGUGCAGUAAUUGGAUCAGUAUUUGCUGGAUAUUUUACUGACAAGCAGGUUGCAAAGGAAGGUGUAUUAAUGAUUGGAAGUGCUCGAUUUCCAUAUUUGCUUGUUACCCUUGUAGCUUUAGUGUCUUCCAUGCACUGCUUUAAUACACUGGUAUCUAGUGAAUCUAGUCUGGUAUUCAUAUUUUUUCUGAAUUUCAUUAUGGGUUUCUGUGCUUUUGGCAUUCAGUGCAUUAAUGGUGUUUUGGUUAUUGAGCAUACAACCCCGGAGAUGUCUGGAACAGCCCAUGCAUUUGCUUCACUUGGUGGAGGGGUUGGCGCUGUGUUGGCAGGCUAUCCACUAAGUAUCAUCGCUAAACAUUAUAAUUGGUACACAAGCUUACUUAUCGUCGAGGCAACAGUUAUCAUCCAUUGUGUUGUCAUGGUUACAACAUGGAACAUAUCAACAGAGAUUGGAAAGAAAAGAGGAAAAAUAGAAUGAAGACAGGAUAUUUCUAAAAUAUAUUUCUUACAGUACACUAGGUUUUUGAUAUUGUAAUAAUGAUAAUAAUAUUGAUGAUGAUAAUGAUCAUGUUGAGGGUGAUGGUGAUGUUGACAAUACUGAAAUAAAUGAUAGAAUCAUGUAUUGUUAUUCAGUAUUAUAAGUUAAACAAUCAAAGAUGUAGAUAAAAAUUGUUUUCUAGAAUUCUCUAAUGACAUUUUGUUUUUUAGCUCUGAUGAGGAGCCCGGCUGAUUGAUUAAUAUAUUUUUUCAUUCUCUUUUUUGUAUGGGCAGCUGUUAGGGCCAGUUAUUUUUAUUAUUAGCUCCGAUGAGAAGCUCUAGAAACAAUUGGUUGAUUGAUAAAAGAGAUCUUUUUAGCUCCAAUGAGGAGCUCUCAUACACGGCUGAUUGAUUGAUCUUUUUUGCUGAUUGAUUAAUAGAUCAUUUUUGUAUUGGUGGUUGUUAGAGCCAAUAUACUUACUGCCUCUAUUAUACUGCCCUCAUCAGAGCUUUCAAGAUUACGAGACCUUGUUUUAAAGGGACCAUCCAUUAUUUUUAUCAUUUUCAGAAGAGUGCAAAUCAUACUUUUUAAGAGGGAGCGGUUGUAAGCAUUUGUACUUUUUUUAUUAAAAGAUGAAAUGAUGAUCUCAAAAUAACAAAAAAAAUAUAAUUUUGUUGUGUACUCUUUCAGGGGGAGAGGGGUGACUUAAAGAGUAUUUUUGUGCUCUUUUGUAUAUUAAGAAAAUGUUUGUACAUUUCUGAUUGUUUAUGCUGGGUUUUGCUAUUCUUGUUUCUGCGGUAUUGAACAUGAAGUAUGCAAUAAAAUAACCUAAAAAAUGCUUAAUGUGUACAGUACAGUAUAUAUUUAAAAUAUAACAGUAUUAACUUUCAACUGAAAAUUAUAACAAGGAAAAACUACAAUUUCUAUAUUCUUGCAUCUAUCCGUAUUGAUCUGUUACUAUUAAAUCUGUUUAACUAAUUAAGCUAUUAAAAGUUUUGAGAGGUUUUUUUUUGUUUUUUUGUUUUUUUUGUUAAUGGCAGUAUAUCAACUUCAGUUUUGUUCAUUUGAAUAUAUAUAACCACCUCCUUUCAUUUACAAUAUUAUGAUCAUGGAGUCGACUCGCAUUAACAAAAUGUUACACAGGACACUGCUACAAGGGAUUCCCAAGAUAUUCAUAACAAAAUUAUCAUUCUCUUCGCACAAGUGAAUAUAAACGUUGCUAAAGUCUGUUGGCCUACAAUUAAUAUACAGUGAAGAUGUUUGAUGCCACAUUGAACUGUAUGCUGUACUCUGUGAGCCUGUGUUCAGGUUCUUGGGAGUGUUCAGUUCCCUGCAAUAUUUUUUUACUUGGGUAUUACAUGGAACCCGUACUGCUUUUACACAGAUGACAUCCACAUGGACACCUGCUAAAUUUUCCUUACUACAUGUCUCAUGAAACACUUUGUCUUGUGUCUGGUGACUUACCUUUUUUAGCAAACACACCUUCACUGAACAAAUAUUCAGACUUUCUCUUUUUAAUUAAAAAAAAUCUAGCUAGAGCAAGCUGAAGCUUGUUUUUCAAUUAAUGAGUUUUAAGAAGUUGCUAUCUUUUCUCAUUUAUUUAAACAUACUGUAUUUGAAUAAUAUUUAAAUAUAAAUAGUUUCUUUGAAAUCAUGAAUUUUUAUAAUCCUAUUUGAAUAAUAUUGCUGUUAUUUUGCAUAUUAUUUUAGUAUGUUAUCUUGUAUUUUAAUAAGAACAUUUACCCUUUCAGUCUUAUUUCCUCAAAAUUUGUAUCAGAUGGGAUCAAUUUUAAUUAAAUAAUUUAUAGUCAAAUGCAAUAAAUAUAUGGUAUGAAAUUAAGGCUGAAUGUACAUGCAAUACAUUUGUCUAAAAUAGUCACAUUAUUAUUUUUGGUGAUAUACUUUUAUGUAUAUUUCUGACAUUUAUUAAAGAUUUCCAAAAAUCUGACUGUAUUAGAGAAGUGCUUUCCUUAGUAUUCUCUCUUGUUUAUUAAUAGUGAUGCUAUGUGUUCUGAAACAUACAAAACAGUACUUAGUGAACAAAAUGUAACCGUAUUACAAAGUAAUUAGAUAGGUUAAACUUUUGCCAGAUAUUAUAUUGUAUCAAUAAACACUCAGGAUUAAU
Anneissia japonica is the source of this 3486-nucleotide messenger RNA. Its product is annotated as glucose-6-phosphate exchanger SLC37A4-like. NCBI's taxonomy places the organism in Eukaryota, Metazoa, Echinodermata, Crinoidea, Comatulida, Comatulidae. The transcript has 9 exons. Gene Ontology annotation, biological process: glucose-6-phosphate transport; phosphate ion transmembrane transport. The record is from RefSeq and is a predicted model, not a curated record. Gene Ontology annotation, cellular component: endoplasmic reticulum membrane. The coding region runs from base 198 to 1361 and encodes 387 amino acids. Gene Ontology annotation, molecular function: glucose 6-phosphate:phosphate antiporter activity.